Hippoglossus stenolepis (Pacific halibut) is the source of this 563-nucleotide messenger RNA. It is a transcript of the gene rbp2a, whose product is annotated as retinol binding protein 2a, cellular. Gene Ontology annotation, biological process: fatty acid transport. Gene Ontology annotation, cellular component: cytosol; nucleus. Bases 42 to 563 code for a protein of 173 amino acids. The record is from RefSeq and is a predicted model, not a curated record. NCBI's taxonomy places the organism in Eukaryota, Metazoa, Chordata, Actinopteri, Pleuronectiformes, Pleuronectidae. Gene Ontology annotation, molecular function: fatty acid binding. The transcript has 5 exons.
CAGAACCUAAAGGCAAACCUCUAUCUCCACUCACACACAAAAUGCCUGCAGACUAUAAUGGACGCUGGGAGAUGGUGAAAAACGAGAACUUUGAGGACGUCAUGAAGGGCCUUGAUAUCGACUUUGCCACCAGAAAGAUCGCCUCCCACCUGCACCAGACCAAAGUGAUCGUCCAGAACGGAGACAAGUUUGAAACCAAGACGCUGAGCACCUUCCGAAACUACGAGGUCAACUUCACCAUAGGGGAGGAGUUUGAGGAGCAAACAAAGGCCCUGGACAACCGAAAAGUCAUGACACUGGUUACCUGGGAAGGGGACAAGCUGGUGUGCGUCCAGAAGGGGGAGAAGGAGAAUCGCGGCUGGAAACACUGGAUCGAGGGAGACAUGCUAUACCUGGAAAUCGCUGUGCUCGACAAGGUACAACAUGUCCUGCUUCUCUGCAGCUCUAACAGGAAGAGCACGAACAUCCACGUAGCCAAAGUGAGCUGGGUCAAGUCCCACAGUGACAGGGAGGUGCACACCGGAAAUGGCCAGUUGUGUCUUCAAAAUAAAAGUAAGUCAUAA